AUGAAGAGAGGUAAAGAUGAGGAGAAGAUACUUGAACCGAUGUUUCCUCGUCUUCAUGUGAACGAUGCAGACAAAGGAGGACCUAGAGCUCCUCCAAGAAACAAAAUGGCUCUCUAUGAGCAACUCAGCAUCCCUUCUCAGAGGUUUAGCAAUGAUCAUGGAACGUUGUCUCUUAAUUCCCGUAGUAACACUACUACUCUGGUUCCUCAUGGAUCAUCUAGCCAGCCUUGUGGCGUGGAAAGAAACUUAGCUACACAUCAUCUCGAUUCCGCAGCUGCAGUCCAGUCAACUGAGAAGUUUGUCUCCCAAAUGUCCUUCAUGGAAAAUGUGAGAUCUGUAAGACAGCAUGGUCAGAGGAAAACCGUGAGAGAGGAAGAUGAUUUUGCAGUUCCUGUAUAUAUCAACUCGAGAAGAUUUCAGUCUCAUGUUAGAGCCAAGAGUGGCAUUGUGAAGGAAAAACAUGCCACAUUGGUUAGAGACCAGGUCAAGGGGAACGCAAAGACAGGUGGCUCUGUAAACUCUGUAGAUUUAUCAGCUACAGAGGAAAUGGAUCUUGAAAAGUCAGCAUCGAGUUGUGACAGAGUAAAUGAUUGCAAUGCUUCCUUGAGACAAGAGUCUAGAAAUAGGUUGGACGGAGAUGGUAGUGAAACUCAAGCGAUGAUGGACACUGAUAAUGGAGUUGAGUCUCACUUGGCAACGGAAAGUCAUUCAGAAGAGGGUCAUGGCAGUCCUAAUGACGUGGAUAAUGGUCGUGAAAACUGCAGAAGCAGAGGGUUCGCCUCUAUGCAGCAGAUAGAUGAAGAAGCAAGUGGUGAUGUAUCUGACGAUUCAAUUGUGGAUUCUAUGUCCGGCAUAGAUGUCUCUCCUGAUGACGUUGUGGGAGUGUUAGGUCAAAAACGUUUCUGGAGAGCAAGGAAAGCUAUUGCCAAUCAACAGAGAGUAUUUGCUGUUCAACUAUUUGAGUUGCACAGACUGAUCAAGGUGCAGAGACUCAUUGCUGCAUCACCGGAUGUCUUGCUCGAUGACAUCAGUUACCUUGGAAAAGUUGCUGCUAAAAGCUAUCCAGUCAUUCCAUCAGAAUUCAUGUUAAAGCCACCACUACCACAGAUUGUCAAACACAGAAGCCACUCGGAGAAAACGGACCAACACAAAAUGGAACACUCAGCCGAGAACGUAGUUGGGAAGUUGCCAAACCAAGCUCAUCAUCAACCUUCCAGCUACAACAUGCCGCCUUAUCUGAGCAACUCACCCUCUUCACAAACUGUAAACGGAUGUUACUAUCCUCCUCAGCCUCCUCCUCCUCCUUCAGGUGGAAAUCAGCAAUGGUUGAUCCCUGUAAUGUCUCCUUCCGAAGGACUUAUAUACAAGCCUCACCCAGGUAUGGGACAGACCGGGCCGCCAGGGCCAGUCUAUGGAGGAUAUUAUGGUCAUUUUAUGCCUGCACCUAUGGUUAUGGGUGGUUACAUGGGCGGUGGUGGUCCGCCUCAGUUUCAACCGGGCGCUGGAUUCCCAUCUCCGGGUAACGGUUACUUCCCUCAAUAUGGAGUCAUGCCCACAAUGAUGAACCCUUACGGCUCAAGCCAACAACAGCAACAACAACAGCAGCAACAACAACAACAACAACAGCAAAUGAAUCAGUUUGUGCAUUCCGGAAACCUACACAACAAUGCAUCGGCUUUGAACACUCAACAACAGAGCUCAGUUAAUGAAGCGGCUCCGCCGCAGCAACAGCCGACGAAGUCUUACCCUCGUGUUAGAAAGAGUAGGCAAGGUAGCACAGGAAGCAGUCCAAGCGGUCCAGAGGGAGUGAUCUCGAGUAGCAAGUCUUUUAGGCCAUUCUCAGCGGUUGAUGAGGAGGACAACAACAACAACGCACCUGAGCAAAUGAUGACGACGACCACAACGACAACAAGAACAACUGUUACUCAGACGACAAGAGAUGGAGGAGGAGUGACGAGAGUGAUCAAGGUGGUUCCUCACAAUGCGAAGCUUGCUAGUGAGAACGCUGCCAGGAUCUUCCGGUCAAUACAAGAAGAACGUAAAAACAACGACGCCUACUCUAAUAACUCUUAA
Microthlaspi erraticum is the source of this 2073-nucleotide messenger RNA. The record is from the annotation of a GenBank genome assembly. NCBI's taxonomy places the organism in Eukaryota, Viridiplantae, Streptophyta, Magnoliopsida, Brassicales, Brassicaceae.